Setaria italica (foxtail millet) is the source of this 1340-nucleotide messenger RNA. RefSeq names its product transcription factor BHLH062. Gene Ontology annotation, molecular function: protein dimerization activity. Lineage: Eukaryota; Viridiplantae; Streptophyta; Magnoliopsida; Poales; Poaceae. The coding region runs from base 234 to 1091 and encodes 285 amino acids. The transcript is spliced from 5 exons. The record is from RefSeq and is a predicted model, not a curated record.
GUGGGACCCGCCCUCGUCCCCUUUCUUCUUCUUGUUCCCUGCCCCCCUUUCUCUUCUCGCGCAAUCGAAGAAGCAGACGGCGGAGCAGAGCCGAGCCCUCGAAUCCUGCCGCGUCGCGUCGCAUCGCCCUGUCCCAUCCUGGACUCGAUCCGAGGUACUUUUUGGGAAGGGUGUGGGGAACUGAUGCGGAGCUCUUGCGCAGGAAGGUUAUCGAAUCAAGUCUCUCGAUCACCAUGGUGCCCAGAGAUAGGGCGCAUGGCGCCGCCGCGGCCCCGACGGAGAAGCUCGUUCAAGGGCCUAUCUUGAACAAGUGCGAAAAGAAGGCUCCCAAGAAAGUGCAUAAAUCUGAGAGGGAGAAACGAAAGCGGGACAAGCAGAAUGAUCUCUUUGGUGAGCUUGGAAAUAUGCUAGAACCUGAUAGGCAGAACAACGGGAAGGCAUGCAUAUUGAGCGACACUACUCGAAUACUUAAGGAUCUACUUUCACAAGUAGAAUCUCUUCGACAGGAGAAUGGUGCACUGAAGAAUGAAUCUCGUUAUGUUGCAUUGGAGAGAAAUGAACUACUGGAUGAAAACAACAUGAUCCGCACUGAAAUCUCGGAACUGCAAAAUGAGCUGAGGAUGCACAUGGAAGGCAACCCUAUCUGGAGUCAUGACGUGACAAGGUCAAAUCGUACAGUGCCUCAUCCCGCAACCACGGUAUUUGCACUGCAACAUUUGUCGCAUCCAGCAGUCACUACAACAAUGGCACCCCCUCUGCAACAGCUAGCAGUCCUUGAUCAAUCUUAUACUGCCCCAGCAGUCAGUACAACAAUGGCACCCCCUCUGCAACAGCUAGCAGUCCUUGAUCAAUCUUAUACUGCCCCACGGCGGGAGCUACAGCUCUUCCCUGAAGCUGCAUCCACUGAAGAUACUGAACCACCACAAGACCAGGGGAUCUCUAAUCAUGUGAUGCGGCCGCAGGCAAGAUACCCAACAACAAUGGCCACUUUGCCUGUACAUGUAUAUCCAAUCCUUCCUAGAAUGGAAGAUGAGCAAUGUAGCAGUGGCACUACUGGUAGUGGAGAGGAAGGUGGUGUAGGCAACCAUUAACAGCUUAAGUACAGAAUGAGAGAUCUGGUCGAAACCUGAGAAGUUUCUUAGUUGUAUCUUGCUAUAGCUAGUGUGCUAAAGAAAAUUAUACGUCUCUGUGCCUCCGUGUGUAAAUAUCAUUUUACUCUGUAUCAGCUGAACUUACUCGUCAACUAGUUACUUUGAUGGGAGCAAUCUAUCUUUUUUAGUCUGUUGUGUCAGGCCAAAGUUCAAAGAGUAAAUACCAGAUAAUAGAAAACAUGUUAAUCA